AUGAGCAAAAAACGAAAAUCGUCGAAGAAAUGCAACAACAACGAUGGUGACAAUUCCGAGCAAAUCGGAUCGGAUAGUGGCGACGAGAUGGCGAAGCCUUCAGAAGAGCAGCACUCUAUUCCGACUGAGAAUAGUGCCGUAGUGAAGGAAUCGCAAGAAGUUGAUCAAUAUCGCGAAGAAACUCUUCCAAAUUCUGAUAAUCAGUCAAACCAACCUCGUCAAGAAAACGAUGUUGACUCAUCGUUAAGCAGCACAGCUGAAUCAUUGCAGACCAAUGAAACUGAGGCAGUGAAAAAUGCGCAGAAAAGUGAGCAGCGAUGUGAAGAUGGUAAAAUUGAAAAACCAAAUGAAAUGAUACCGAAAGAUAGUAAUUAUGAUUCUGCUGAAAAAAUCAACGAUCCUUCAGAGCAGCUGUCGGAUCAAUCGAAAUGUCAAAUCGUUAUCGAUGAAUCUGAGACGAAAUCAGACUCGAACGCCAUUGACAAGGCUCACACUACGAGCGUUCGAAGUAGAACGAAUAGUGCAGAACGCGAUGAGCAGUUGCUGGAUGACCGGUCGAGCCAAUCACAGAUAACGUCGACGGUU
This is a messenger RNA of Anisakis simplex (herring worm), 585 nucleotides long. Lineage: Eukaryota; Metazoa; Nematoda; Chromadorea; Rhabditida; Anisakidae. The record is from the annotation of a GenBank genome assembly.